AUGGAGAUCGUGACCGCGCUCGGUCUCGCUCCCGGCGACUCCGGCUUGGACUCCGGCUCCGGCUCCGACUCCGAGCCCAACUCCGGCCUCGACUCCAGCUCCGGUUCCGGCUGCGGCUGCGGCUCCGGCUCCGGCUACGGCCUCGGCCCCGACCGCGACUCCGGCUUCGGCCGCGACUCCAGCUCCGACUCCGGCUCCGACUCCGGCUCCGGCUUCGGCUCCGGCUGGGGCUCCGGCUCCGACUAUCAUCGCGGACGCGGCCCCGAGUGGCGGAUUUACGCAAUCGGCCGCCUUGAGCAAUACGCGACGACAGUGGCAGAGUGCCGUGAUCACUUUUGCUAG
Molecule: messenger RNA, 342 nt
Organism: Fonticula alba
Lineage: Eukaryota; Rotosphaerida; Fonticulaceae
Exons: 1
Coding region: 1-342 (113 amino acids)
Source: RefSeq, a predicted model, not a curated record